Rodentolepis nana is the source of this 606-nucleotide messenger RNA. The record is from the annotation of a GenBank genome assembly. Lineage: Eukaryota; Metazoa; Platyhelminthes; Cestoda; Cyclophyllidea; Hymenolepididae.
AUGCAACAUAUAGUUUUCAUCCGCACCAGUCACGCAAAUAUCCAAUCUCUUCGAAAUGCUGUAUACUCCCAUGCUGGUAUCAUUGAGAAUAGUUAUGGAGGCAACUUGCUUGGAGUUUGCUAUGUUGCCGAGCCCUUAAAUCCAUGUUCUGACGAACGUGAUGAGGUUGAUUGUGCUCUUGCAUUGAUCAAAUUUCCAAGUAGGGAUCAUGCUGCGCUCUUUCUUCAAGUAGCUGGUUAUUUGGAGGUCAACUUUUUGCCUGAUUGUGAUAUCUUUAUGGUUCCUCUCUUGAAGGCCGUCAAGCUGGGACCUUGUUGGCCAACUUUCUUAAUCACAGAAUUGGGUUCAAGAGACAAUUAUCAAUACUUGCCUUCAAGAAAUAAAUUAUAUCAAAUUGACGAUUUUGGUGGAGUGCCUGUUCUUGCUGAUACCUCCUACGUUGACGCGGUUCGAAAACACCGUUGCCUACCAGCUGGAAUCAGAAUUCAUCAAUUUAAAGAUAAACAGAACUUUGACGAAUGGCUUAAUUCUAAAAGUGGAGCUGAAUUCAAGCAGGAUUAUCGCAGAAUCAGUGGCCUGAACACUUACCUUGCAACCUUCUUUUGA